GGCCAUGUUUCAUUGCAAAUCUCAGAAAGUGACGACAUGGGAUGGUCUUUCUUUCAAUCGCCUAUUCAAAUCCAACUUAUAAGUUUUGAUAAAUUAAAUCAGGAUUUUUUGUUUUCUCUCUUAUUUUCCCCUGUAUUAAAUUUAUUAUUUAAAAAAAGAUGGCUCCUGUAAAGAAUAUCUGUUGUAUCGGUGCUGGUUAUGUUGGUGGUCCCACAUGUGCUGUCAUUGCCUACAAGUGUCACGAUAUCAAGGUAACCAUUUGUGACAUCAAUGCCAACCGUAUCGAUGCUUGGAUGUCAGACAAGCUUCCCAUCUAUGAACCCGGAUUAGAUGAGAUCGUCUUCUCUCGUCGUGGCAAGAACCUGUUCUUUUCAACCAAUGUUGAUAAACAUAUUCAGGAAGCAGAUCUUAUCUUUGUCUCCGUCAACACUCCCACUAAAAAACAAGGUCUGGGCGCAGGCAUGGCCGCUGAUCUGGCCUAUGUAGAAGCUGCCACUCGUCGCAUUGCACAAGUAUCCACUUCCUCUAAAAUCGUUGUUGAAAAAUCAACCGUCCCUUGCCGUACUGCCGAAAGCAUGCGUGCUAUCCUCGAGGCUAAUUGUACUCCCCAUGUCUCCUUCGAUAUCCUUUCUAACCCCGAAUUCUUGGCGGAGGGCACGGCCGUAGCCGAUCUUUUAAACCCUGAUCGUGUCUUGAUUGGUAGUCUUCAGACUGAAUCUGGUAAAAUCGCUCAGGCCGCUCUCGCUGAUGUCUAUGCUCAUUGGAUCCCUCGUGAAAAUAUCAUUACAACCAACCUCUGGUCUUCUGAGCUUUCAAAACUCGCUGCAAAUGCUUUGUUGGCUCAACGUAUUUCCUCCAUCAAUGCUUUAUCAGCUGUAUGUGAAGCCACAGGUGCUGAUGUAGAUGAAGUCGCCUAUGCCUGUGGUCGUGACUCACGUAUCGGUUCCAAAUUUCUCAAGGCAUCCGUCGGUUUUGGUGGCUCCUGUUUCCAAAAGGAUAUCCUAAACCUGGUCUAUCUCUCUACCCAACUCAACUUGCCCGAAGUCGCUGACUAUUGGAUGCAAGUCUAUACCAUGAAUGAAUACCAAAAGAACCGCUUCGUUCGCACCAUCAUCAACACAUUGUUCAAUACCAUUACAGGGAAAAAAAUUGCUGUGCUGGGUUUUGCCUUUAAAAAGGAUACAGGCGAUACUCGUGAAUCCGCUGCCAUCACACUUAUCAAGAGCUUCUUGCAAGAAAAUGCACGUGUCGCCAUCUAUGACCCCAAAGUAGAAAAGGAACAAAUCUAUCUCGAUCUGUCCGAACCUGGUGUCCUGGAUAAUCGUCAGCAGGUCGAAAGGGGUGUUCAAAUCUGUGCAAGUGCCUAUGAAGCCGCUAAAGACGCUGAUGCCUUGGUCAUCGUCACCGAAUGGGAUGAGUUCCGUCACUUGGAUUAUAGCCGUAUCUACAAGGAUAUGCAUAAACCUGCUUUUGUCUUUGAUGGUCGACUCAUGUUGGAUGCACCCGCAUUAAGAAACAUGGGCUUUAAAGUUCACGUUAUCGGUAAAAACUCGCUUGAAGGCAGAGCCUAACCCCCCCCCUCCUUAUUUUUUACUUCUAUCUUUUUUUUUUGCAAUAAUAAAUUCCCCCAUCUGUACACACUUUUUUUUAAAAAAAUUC
This is a messenger RNA of Mucor mucedo, 1659 nucleotides long. Its product is annotated as UDP-glucose/GDP-mannose dehydrogenase family, NAD binding domain-containing protein. Bases 159 to 1571 code for a protein of 470 amino acids. The record is from RefSeq and is a predicted model, not a curated record. The transcript is spliced from 3 exons. Gene Ontology annotation, cellular component: cytosol; nucleus. Gene Ontology annotation, molecular function: UDP-glucose 6-dehydrogenase activity; NAD binding. Lineage: Eukaryota; Fungi; Mucoromycota; Mucoromycetes; Mucorales; Mucoraceae. Gene Ontology annotation, biological process: glycosaminoglycan biosynthetic process.